AAAAAAAAAAAAAAAAAAAAGCAUUGGAAAUUCCAAAAAACAAAAACAAAAAGGCCUCCACACACAGAGAGAAGCAGCACCUCUCAACCUCGAGCUCCGCGCUCCGAUUCUCUGUAAAGAAACACAAUCGAACAGAAGAAUUACGAUUAAAGCUUCAAACUUUCCCAUUAAUUUCACAAUUUUGAGCGCCAAAAUCCAUCGGAACUUCGACAAAAACCUUGAAACUAUCAUUAUUUACAAGCGUCUUCAGUUGCAGAGAGCCAAAUGUACGAACCCCACCGGCCGCAGUCGAAAACCCAAACCCUAGAACUAUGCCGCCGGGACUCGCAGUGACGGAACUUUCAAACCCUAGAAAUGGCCAAGCAUUCCGUCGGGUGGGUCGCGGCGCAGAAGCGGUGGCUUCUGGCUUUACUCGUCAUGGUCUCCCUCUCUACCUUGAUCGCCUUCUUCAUCAGAGCCGCGUUUGACACCUGCGAUCGCGGCGGCCUCGACGUCGUCGAUAAGAGGGUUCCGCUGGGGGCGCCCAUUGGGACCAGUCCUAGCCCCCUCAGCUUCAUGAAGUCCAAGCUCGUGCUCUUGGUCUCCCACGAGCUUUCUCUUUCUGGUGGACCUUUGUUGUUGAUGGAGCUAGCAUUUUUAUUGAGAGGUGUUGGCACUGAAGUAUAUUGGGUUACAACCAUGAAAUCGUCAGAUACAGAUGCAGCAACAUACAGUUUGGAGCAUAAGAUGUUGGACCGAGGAGUGCAGGUCCUCUCUGAAAAUGGCCAAGAAACUAUAAAUACAGCUCUCAAAGCUGAUUUGGUUGUAUUGAACACUGCAGUUUCUGGGAAAUGGUUGGAUGUUGUUCUUAGGGAAAAUGUUCCCCGUGUUCUCCCAAAAGUGUUGUGGUGGAUUCAUGAAAUGCGUGGCCAUUACUUCAAAUUGGAUUAUGUUAAGCACCUCCCACUUGUUGCAGGUUCUAUGAUAGAUUCACAUGUAACAGCAGAGUAUUGGGAGAAUAGGACUCGAGAACGUUUGGGUUUCAAAAUGCCCGAGACCUUUGUUGUUCACCUUGGAAACAGCAAGGAACUUAUGGAAGUUGCUGAGGACAAUGUAGCAAAGCGGGUUUUGCGUGAGCAUGUCCGGGAGUCUCUUGGAGUUCGAAGUGAAGAACUAGUAUUUGCCAUCAUUAACAGUGUUUCGCGAGGAAAAGGCCAGGAUUUGUUUUUGCGUUCCUUCUUUGAAAGCUUGCGACUGAUCCAAGAGAAGAAGCUGCAACUGCCAAAAAUGCAUGCCGUAAUUGUGGGGAGUGACAUGACUGCUCACACCAAGUUCGAGCAUGAAUUACGUAACUUUGUAGCGAUGAAGAAAAUUCAAGAUCAUGUUCAUUUUGUAGACAAAACUCUGACUGUAGCUCCGUAUCUGGCUGCAGUUGAUGUCCUUGUUCAAAAUUCGCAGGCACGGGGAGAAUGCUUUGGUAGGAUAACUAUUGAAGCCAUGGCAUUUCAGCUGCCGGUAUUGGGAACAGCGGCAGGUGGCACCACAGAGAUUGUAGUGAACGGAACGACAGGUUUGCUGCAUCCUGUUGGGAAAGCAGGGAUCGCUCCUCUCGCGAAUAAUAUGGUAAAACUCGCCACUCACGUUGAGAGGAGGCUUACGAUGGGGAAGAGAGGCUACGAAAGGGUCAAAGAAAGGUUCCUAGAACACCAUAUGGCAAAUAGAAUAGCUGCAGUUCUGAAGGAAGUGUUGCGCAAAUCAAACAGCCACUCAGAUUCUUAACACAUGCUCUCUUCUCCUCAUCAUGUCGAGAUUUCAGCGCUUAAGUAGGUCGAUUUUCCUUUUAUGGCGACAUAAUCGUCCCUCGGGUUUUUCACUUUUCUAUUUUCCAAUAGGGCUGUACAUUAUGUGCAUAUCAAGGCAUGUUCGAGAUUGUAGCUUGUUAAAAGGUUGACAUUAAUGACGAUCGAUUUUGUUAUAGCAUGGGAUUGGAAAAUUUGGCAUCUGA
Pyrus x bretschneideri (Chinese white pear) is the source of this 1984-nucleotide messenger RNA. RefSeq lists its product as uncharacterized. Gene Ontology annotation, molecular function: glycosyltransferase activity. The transcript has 7 exons. Lineage: Eukaryota; Viridiplantae; Streptophyta; Magnoliopsida; Rosales; Rosaceae. The record is from RefSeq and is a predicted model, not a curated record. The coding region runs from base 355 to 1758 and encodes 467 amino acids.